AUGCUCUUCUCACGAGAAUUUAUCCCUACUGUCUUGGCCAUGGCCAUGUCUGUGAUGCGUGCUGAGGCCGCUAUUGCGGUCGGAACUGCCUCUGGUUUUAACGUUAUGUGGAUUGAUGGUGGUGACCCUUGCCACUGGCACAGGAUCAACGACAUAGGCCAAAACCCGUGUAAUGUCCCUCUCACCAGCCCGCUUGACAACGGGUACAAGUACACUCUGCAAGGCUGCGGUGGUCCUCUGUGGCUGGACAAUGAGGAUGGUUCCUUCAACAGCAACUGCCACGACGCGUCGGCCGAUUUUGACUGCGGUGUGCACCGGAACUGGGUUUGCUCCUAG
Trichoderma asperellum CBS 433.97 is the source of this 336-nucleotide messenger RNA. RefSeq lists its product as uncharacterized. The record is from RefSeq and is a predicted model, not a curated record. Lineage: Eukaryota; Fungi; Ascomycota; Sordariomycetes; Hypocreales; Hypocreaceae.